AACGUGUCCGGUCCCGAUCGAGGCGAAAGAGCUCGCCUCUCAGUCAGCGCGCGCGCGCACACACACACACACACACACACACUCCCCCACGCUCUCACACGCUCUCACACUGACACGCUCACUCUCGCGCCACAGUCAGCUCAGCCCUUCCAGGAGCGCAGUACAGCGCGCGCGCCGCGCUUUCUCUUCGGUUUUGAUGCAUCAGGUGAAUCCACGCGGUCAGGAGAUCUGAGAGUUGUGGAAAGGUCCGUUUUGUUGUGUGCGCUUUUUGUUGUAGCCGGUCAGUGUCACCGCGCGCCUCCCUCCCGCUGCAGCGUGGUCACCGCGUGAUGGAAAUAGCGUAUCUGUCGGGGGAGUGAAGGAGGCAGCCCGCGAUGGACGGGGCGGACGGCGCGGCCCCGCGCACCAACUCGAGCGCGGACGGGCAGUACGGGAGCGCGUGCGACACGGCGCUUAGCACGCUGCUGGCCGUGGCCGUGUACGUGCUCGUCAAAGCGAGCCUGGACGGCAUUCGGCAGUGGCGCGCGCGCAUCUCCGUGCUGGUGGUGGGCUCGGGACCCAUCGGGCUGACGGCGGCGCUAGUCGCUGUCCGCACGGGCAAAGUGCUGAAACUCACCGUGCUGGACGAGCGCUACAGGACGGCGCUGCUGUGCAGACCGCAGCAGAUCGCGCUGGACCCGCGCAGCGUGCGCUUCCUGCUGGGCCUCGGCGUGGACUUCGACAACAUGGAGGGCUGCUGGCACAACGAGCACUUCUUCACCAAGAUUGGAGUGUUUCAGGAGUACCUGCUCAGCAUACUGGAGCAGAAGAAGCAAAAAGUGGACGUGAAAGUGCACUUAGGCACAAAGUUCACAGAUGAGUAUCUGAGGCGGAUCCCGAGUGGAGAAUGGCCCCGGGUGAUUGUAGUAGCCGAUGGCUCUUGUGGGGACUCCUGCUCUGUGCUGGGCAUUAGCUCAGAGUACAUUGUAGAGUCAUGCCACGCCUAUGGAGCGAAUGCCACCAUAGAGAGACUGGACCAGAGACAGGUCCCCACACCUGAGAUCAGGGCACACAGCCUGUACUUUGACCUGUCAGCGUACGGCAUUGACGCUAUUAAAGAACCUCGCAGCUCCUCUCAGGCCUCAGCCAAACCCGGAUUUCACCUGAAGAUCUACGGAACAUUCCGGAACCGAUACAUGGCCUUGGCCUGCACAUCCGCCGACUCAAAGAUGAUGCGGUUCCUGCGCCACACAGCCAACUCCUCAAUCAUGAAGAACAUAUUCCACCAGUCCUUCAACGCCUAUAAGACGGACAUUGAGCCUCGACUAAGUGAGCUGACCCUGCAGCGGAUGCAGUGCAGCCGGAAGCUAUUUGAGAUUAUGCUGUCCCACCGGCGGGUCUGCGCUGCUUACAUUGAGGGGGAUAAUGUGGCUGUCACUGUGGAAGGAGAGGCUGCCCGCGUGCUCAACUUUGAUACCGGUUGUGGUGUGAACCUGGGCCUGAGGGGCUUGGAGUCACUGGGCAUAUUCAUCUACAGGACUGCCACUGCUCAGGACCAGAACGAUGUGUUUGAGGCGCUUUCAGCCAAAAUCCAGCACUCCAAACAAGUGGCUGAGACCUUCAGACAAACAGGACUGGCCACCACAUUGUUUGAAUGAUUGUGUGUGCCAGAAGCAGAUGAGCACACAACAACAAGCUGAGAAAGAAAGAGAGAGAGAAGAGAGCGAGAGAGAGAAGAGAGCGAGAGAGAGCGAGAGAGAGCGAGAGAGAGCGAGAGAGAGCGAGAGAGAGAGAGAGAGAGAGAGAGAGAGAGAGAGAGAGAGAGAGAAAAUAAAUGGUUUUGUCUCUAAAAGCUUACAUGACUUCAUGGUCACAGUUAAAGUGUAAAACUGUGUUGUUACAACUUUGUCGUACUUGGAUUGUUGUUGAUUAGUGUAAGUGCCAAAAAGGACCAAAGUUUGUGUACACGUUCUUGCUCUGUGAAGAAUAGGAUCUAGUUUAACUUUGGUCAAAGAUGACUGUGUUCUUAUGGACAGAGCAACCGUCCAUGUGAAGUGAAGACUUAAAAGCUUGUGUUGAUGUUCUGACACGCACAGUGUCGGUCAGUGUCACAGUGUCAUUAGUGUAACAAUGACUGCAGUCUGCGCAAAAAGAGAAAUUCCACCAGUUUUUCAUAAUGUCUGUAUAAUUAAACCAUUAAAAUUGAAACAAAGUUGUUCAGAGUGGUCUGAUGUGAAAUGCUCCAUUUAACAGAAACAGAAUUGUUCACAUCGGUGUGUCCGAAUAGUGCAUGCCUCUAAAAGUUAUAUGCAUUGGUUAUGAACAUGCUGCUUGAUGUCUUAUGACAGUUCUGAGAUUAAGUUUUGUCCUAAAAUAUAUUUUUAAACACAUGCAGGACUCUCUUUUCCAGGCUUACCACUAUUUGUCCAUUGUCACCCUUACAUAUAAAAACUCAGGUGUUAUUGGUGUUGUAGACAUCACUGGUUGCAAUCACCUCUGCAAAAAAAAUCCAGGUUGGAAUUUCUCUCCAAUGCACCAUGUGCAUCAGAAAAUUCUGAAUUGUUUACAUCUCAACCGCUAAAUUUUUACAGAAAUUGAGAAAAAAUCAGUUGAAUUCUCAUUUAACCCUGUUUUAUCAAAAACCCUUUGGAUACCUUCAUUUUUAUUCAAAUGCCGAUUUCACUGCUGCACACCAUUUCUGUCUUGUUUAAGAUCUGGUUUAUUAUUAGUGCGUGGGAGACGCUUUCAGACUGAAACCGUUCACAGCUGCUGUGGGAAGAUAUUAAGUUUCUUUAUUAUUGUUGUUGUUUUUAUUUACAGACAUGCCUGGAUACACACAGGUUCUGCACUCAAGUAUUUUCAUUCUCUGCUAUAUUUUACACGUAUAAUGAAACAUCUUUGGUUAAUAAAAUGAAAUCUAAA
Messenger RNA from Pygocentrus nattereri (red-bellied piranha), 2901 nucleotides. RefSeq lists its product as uncharacterized. The transcript is spliced from 5 exons. Lineage: Eukaryota; Metazoa; Chordata; Actinopteri; Characiformes; Serrasalmidae. Bases 375 to 1637 code for a protein of 420 amino acids. The record is from RefSeq and is a predicted model, not a curated record.